Molecule: messenger RNA, 837 nt
Organism: Aureobasidium pullulans EXF-150
Lineage: Eukaryota; Fungi; Ascomycota; Dothideomycetes; Dothideales; Saccotheciaceae
Exons: 1
Coding region: 1-837 (278 amino acids)
Source: RefSeq, a predicted model, not a curated record
AUGGAUCAAACGCUAAAAGAUACUGGCUUGCACAUACACCCUCAGAAAGAAGAGCCUUAUGUGGACUGGGCCAUCGAAAGUUAUGGCACCGAUGGCACUGCUGUCGAUGGUCUAACGCCAGAGAUACUACCAAGCGGUGGCCAGCACACAACAUCAGUCAACGAGGCCCAAACAACAGCAAGUAAUGAGGGUCAAAGAAUAGCAGCCAGCGACGGCCAAAAAACAGCAGCCAGCGACGGCCAAAAAACAGCAGCCAGCGAGGGCCAAAAAACAGCAGCCAGCGAGGGCCAAACAACAGCAGUCGGCGAAGCCCAGCGCACUACUAAAUUCCAGGAAGGCGACACUGGCCAGCCAGAUCCGUCUGACAAGAACACCCGUCAUUCGACAUCAGGCAACGACGGCCAGCGCCAAGGUGCUGCAGAUGCGGGAAGCACCAGUGAGACUCAUGUACAAAAGCCUGGCAUGGCGUAUGAAUUAAGACCUGCGAGCCCGAUCCAGGAUGACGAGUCCACUCCUGAAAGCCGUUCUUUCCUUUCCAGCGUUGGUCAGUGUUUCGGCAAGUGCUUGCACUGUUACAAGGAGGAAGAACGCGACAGACCACUUGAACCGGCGACCAUCAGGAAUGAGGAAGGUGGAAAAGGCGGCAUACGUAUGGAGACCCUAUUCCCGAACAACCCACAGCCGAACAACCCACGGCCGGAGAAGCAGAAGAAGCAGUGGCCAUCCAGCUGGACAUCAAACACCUGGAGUGACUGCUUCCAACGAGGCUGUCCAUGCUGUUGCUGCUUAUUCUGUCUUUGUCCCAAUGAUUCUGAAGCUGAUGUAGGAUCGGACUGA